Messenger RNA from Alligator sinensis (Chinese alligator), 4692 nucleotides. It is a transcript of the gene DYM, whose product is annotated as dymeclin. Gene Ontology annotation, cellular component: Golgi apparatus. NCBI's taxonomy places the organism in Eukaryota, Metazoa, Chordata, Crocodylia, Alligatoridae. Bases 207 to 2216 code for a protein of 669 amino acids. Gene Ontology annotation, biological process: Golgi organization. The record is from RefSeq and is a predicted model, not a curated record. The transcript is spliced from 17 exons.
UGAGGAACUCUUUUUCUUCAACUUAUUUCAAAAUCGUGGUCGGUUGGAGUCGACUUGAGCAGAGACUUGAGGGUGCACGCUCCUUUUUGUCCAGAGGCUGCGUGCUGCUUCCAGUCGGUGUGGGGAGCACAGGAGUAGCCUUAGGUUUGUUUUGAAGGAACAAAGCUUUAAAAAGAGAAAAAAAAAAGGAUUUACCAGAUUAGAAGAUGGGAGCAAACAGCAGCAGCCUUAGUGAGCUGCCAGAAAAUGAGUACUUAAAAAAAUUGUCGGGAGCUGAAGCAAUCUCUGAGAAUGACCCUUUCUGGAAUCAGCUGCUUUCAUUUAGUUUUACUACCCCAACAAACAGUGCUGAGUUAAAGCUCUUGGAAGAAGCCACCAUAUCAGUCUGCAAGUCUUUAGUUGAGAACAAUCCUCGGUCAGGAAAUCUUGGAGCGUUGAUUAAAGUCUUCCUUUCUAGAACCAAGGAGUUAAAAAUUUCAGCAGAAUGUCAGAACCACCUCUUUAUUUGGCAGGCCCACAAUGCAUUGUUUAUUAUUUGCUGUUUGCUAAAAGUGUUCAUCAGUCAGAUGACAGAAGAGGAACUGCAACUUCAUUUUACGUACGAGGAAAGAACACCUGGCUUAUAUGGAGUGGAAUGUGAAGAUCUGAUAGAAGAAUUGCUAUGUUGUCUCAUCCAGCUCAUUGUUGAAAUUCCUCUUCUAGAUAUAACAUACAGCAUUUCCUUGGAAGCUGUGACGACACUGAUUGUCUUCCUUUCCUGCCAGCUAUUUCAUAAGGAAAUUCUGCGGGAGAGCAUCAUUCAUAAAUACCUGAUGCAUGGGCGAUGUCUCCCAUAUACCAGCAGACUUGUGAAGACAUUGCUAUAUAACUUCAUUAGACAAGAAAGGAGCCCUCCCCCAGGCACCCAUGUCUUUCAGCAGCAAACAGACGGAGGAGGAUUGCUUUAUGGAAUUGCAUCAGGGGUGGCAACUGGCUUGUGGACGGUGUUCACAUUGGGUGGUGUGGGAAGUAAACCAACACCACAACAGGAACAGUCCUCACCUCUAGCAAAUCAAAGCCUUCUGCUACUGCUUGUGCUAGCUAAUUUGACUGAUGCACCAGAUUCACCAAAUCCAUACAAGCAAGCUAUUAUGUCCUUCAAGAACACACAAGAUAGCACUGCUUUUCCUUCACCAAGUCCACAUGCUUUCCAGAUUAAUUUUAACAGUUUGUACACAGCUUUGUGCGAACAGCAAAAAUCUGAUCAAGCGACUCUCCUUUUAUACAUGUUACUGCAUCAGAACAGCAAUGUUCGGACAUACAUGUUGGCCCGCACUGACAUGGAAAAUCUUGUUUUGCCCAUUCUUGAGAUUCUCUAUCAUGUUGAAGAAAGGAAUUCACACCAUGUUUACAUGGCUCUUAUAAUUUUGUUGAUCCUUACAGAAGAUGAUGGCUUCAAUCGAUCUAUUCAUGAAGUGAUAUUGAAAAAUAUUACUUGGUACUCGGAGCGUGUUCUAACAGAGAUUUCACUGGGGAGUCUCCUUAUACUGGUGGUAAUAAGAACCAUUCAGUACAACAUGACAAGGACAAGGGACAAAUACCUUCAUACAAAUUGUCUGGCAGCCUUAGCAAAUAUGUCAGCACAGUUCCGUUCACUUCAUCAGUAUGCUGCUCAGAGAAUCAUCAGUUUGUUUUCUUUGUUGUCCAAAAAGCACAACAAAGUUCUGGAGCAAGCCACACAAUCCUUGCGAGGUUCCCUCAGUUCAGACGACUCUCCGCUUCCUGAUUACGCACAGGAUCUGAAUGUGAUUGAAGAAGUGAUCCGAAUGAUGCUUGAGAUUAUCAACUCCUGCCUGGCCAACUCUCUCCAUCACAAUCCCAAUUUGGUAUAUGCACUGCUUUACAAGAGGGAUCUCUUUGAGCAGUUUCGAACUCACCCUUCCUUCCAAGAUGUAAUGCAAAAUAUAGACCUGGUGAUCAGCUUUUUCAGCUCCCGGUUAGAGCAAGCUGGAGCUGAGUUGUCAGUGGAGCGAGUUCUGGAAAUCAUCAAACAAGGAGCUGUCGCAUUGCCCAAAGAUAGGCUAAGGAAAUUCCCAGAGUUGAAGUUUAAGUAUGUGGAAGAGGAGCAGCCUGAGGAGUUUUUCAUUCCCUACGUCUGGUCCCUGGUAUACAAUUCUGCCGUGGCGCUGUACUGGAACCCCCACGACAUCCAGCUCUUCACUAUGGACUCCGGCUGAGGCGCAAGAGGCCAGAUGACAGAGCUAGCUCUACUCUGUCUCACCUCAAGAGAGCAAACCCGAACACUGCGUGUUAAUACAUGAUCCCUCCUGGCGUGCGUCCUCUAAACCUGAACCUUACCGAGAAUGAAGAGCUUGCCACUCCUAUCCUGUCCAGCUUUGACGUCUUGCUACCAGGCUGCAGCAGGCAUGCUGGAAGCAGCUGCAGCGUGAAGAACUGACAGGGUUGUAUGCAACCUUUUAGACCUUACCCUAUGAACACAAGGCCUUAGACAUGCAGUGCGAUGCUACCAACACCACCAAAGCAGAGCGAUCUAUACAGUACAGUGGGUAAAUAAGAGUUGGCAUUUGAUUUGGAACCAGUGUUUUUAUUUCCUGUAGGUAACAAGGCAAGCUCUUCAGACACCAUUGGUUUCUGCAAUGAAGUAUUCAUCAAGUUGCUACCCUGCCUCCUCUCAUGGCCCUUUACUUUGGUGACAUUGUAAUGACUGCAGUCUCUGCAGCAUUGUCUCAGUUGUCAUCCAAGUGAAUUAGCAGGCUGGAUAUUAACUACAGUUUGUUUCCAGGCAGAGAGGCAAAACCUUUGAUUUGGAUAUCACGGUACGUGUGGGAGGGUUUCAAUGAUAAGGAAUUGUCAAAACAGUUUGGACUCAUUUGUGUUCUUGAUAGGGCUAGAAAUGCUAGCUUCCAAAGGAAAGUCCCUCCAGUCUUGCAUGUGGCAAGUACUGUCCCUGGAAACCAACCAGACAGACAGAUCUCCAAAGAAAAUGCCUUCACGUUUUCAAAAUAGACCUCUGCCCUGUAAAAGGUCUAGGCGCUGUUGAUGGUGUCUGAGAAUCCCCAGUACAGUGCUGUGUUAAAAAUCCCCUUGUCACAGGCCAAGGGUGUCUAGUGGAGGGACGGAUUUAUCUGAAUGUGGACUGCUUCAAAAUGAAUGUUCUAACGUCCUCCCCUUGUACCCAGUUGAAUGAAAAUAAUCAAAAAUCUCUCUCUGCAGAGGAGAAAGUAAAUGAGUAAGUUGGCCAUCCUGUUCAAGAAUAUCUCCUUUUUGUCGUAUGAAGGGUGUGUUUGUCUUGGGGGCAAGCUCCUGAUGGCAUUCAUUUCCACAUGCACCCAGACACGCUGGCUGUGACCUGUUGCUGCCUUGUGGAAAAUGCUGUCACUAGGUCAAGUUCAUUGCAUGCCAAGAGAUGAAGACUAGGGAGUUAGUCCUUACAUAUAUAUGCUAAAUCCCUUAAUGCACUGCCUGCCCCGGUAUGUUCUGUUUACUAACUUGAAGGGUAGAGCACAUCCGCUUUCAGGCAGUCCUCGGCGUGGCUUUAAAUAGAGCUCCUUGCAGUUUUUGGUUUCUUGAAGAUGCUAGAAUUACACUUUCCUUUUUACCUGCUUAUUUGGAAGCAGGAGUCCUCCUGGGCCCUGCAUAAAUGGAACUGCUGGUUUGUUAUUUUUAAAUUCUUUCCGUAUUUAUUUAAACCUAUAAAUACAAAGAGACGUGCAUAGCAUAGGAGUUCUUAGUACCUUCAAGUAGCGGUAGCUUUUGGGAAGAGGCAAUUUAAAGAGUGGAGCUGCAGCGGGGUGUUCAAUGUCUAAUAUGGGGAUGGUUGCACCAUGGCUGAAGAGCUGGGAGUGUUUAUGCUACAUGUUGGAUUUGGGUGGGGGGGUGUUUUGUUUUGUUACGUUACAUCUUUGGACAAGUCCAAGGGGAGUGGGCUUUUCUGUUUGGUGUAGUGAUUUGUAACUGUACCUAUAAAUGUAGGACCAGGGUGCUUGUGAGUCAGCAAAGCUGCACAGUCUUUCCAAAGGUCAUUCCACGGAUGCACUUGGAGCGCUGGAUCCUGAGACUCAACUGCAUGGUUCAGAUUUUCAGCUGAUGUAAGCACAGCGAGAGCUUGAACCUGCCAAAUAAUGAGCUCUUGUACACCCUUGUGGACUUCAGUAAUACUUGAGGACACCCAAGACCUUACUGCCUGAACAGAGCCACAACUCACUGUUUUGGUAUGGAAAAUCUAGUUAUUUUUAAAAGAGUUUCAUACAAAGACAAGGACGUGUGACGUGAACAGGACCAACGAGUCACUGACUUGAGUAGCGUCAGCUAACAAUUUCAGUUUGUUCUCUUGUCUUAAUGACCUUGCACUGAAGUAAAGAGAAACAGGUUCGUUCCACUGAAAUAAUUUUCUUGCGCAGGUAAUUAAAAUGUAGUGCUUAUAGGGCCCAGCAGGAUUGUAACAGCUGGAGUCAGAAUCUAAAGCUGAAGCAGCAACACAAGCCAAGUUUUACAAUGAAAUACAUCUUCAUUCGAUUGGUCCUUUCAAGAUUGCAGGCAUUAUAAAGGUCUGGCAAAGUCCUGGAGUCUGCAGUCUAGCAUAUUCACAGAUACUCUGUUUUCCUUCUGAUCUGUAAAGUACCACCUAAGGGAUCCUUUUCAUUAUUUUGUGUGAACGAUUUAUUAUGCAGUAAUAAAAAAGGUGAACACAGA